Molecule: messenger RNA, 1314 nt
Organism: Durusdinium trenchii
Lineage: Eukaryota; Dinophyceae; Suessiales; Symbiodiniaceae
Source: the annotation of a GenBank genome assembly
AUGGCAGACCUCUAUGCGCUUCUCGGGCUAAGCCCCAAAGCGGCCGUGGGUGCUUCUGACCUCCGCAGCGCUUAUCGUCGCAGUGCCUUGCAAGCGCACCCGGACAAAGGAGGAAGUGAGGAGCAGUUCCAUGCUGUCUUGACUGCCUUUGAGGUUCUCUCGUGCAGGACCUCCCGGGAAGCCUAUGAUGCGGCCAGAGCCCGUGGGGCUUCGGCCGAAGCAGCCUUGGCAGUGGCCACAGGACGUGCAGAGCCAAAGAGCAGAACUGGAGAAGCCGCAGGACGUGGCACCGCGUCCAGCCGUGGAGCGACGGUGGCGCUCGAGCGGCUUCGACAAGUCUUGUCCAAGAUGAGCCGUGAGAAGCGGCAGGAGGCGCUGCAGCAAUUGCCUGCAGAGGUGCAAGCGGCGCUGGUGUCCUUCAUGGAGACCUCAAAAGCUGAACCGCCGGCCCGCGCGCCGAAGCCUCGAGCUGCUCGAGCUCCAGCUCUGGUGGACGAGGUGAGUGGAGCGACAGGUUGUGCAGCAGGCCGUGCAGGCACACGCAGUAUUGGACGCGGUAUAUUGCGACAAGCAACGUCUCCUCCAUCUUACAAAGCCUCCGUCUUUCUGCGCUCCAUGUUUGUGGCAUCAAGACCAAGCCCGUCUUUGGAGCAUAUCUUGCAGCUUCACUCGGCGCUGCUCCGCGCGCGGGAGCUGCUAGAGACGUGCGACGUCAACAGCCAUCGCUUUCGCGAGGCCUUCGAAGAGGCUUGUCGUGAAGCUGAGUUGGAUGCAGCCAAAGCGCUGCAAAUGUUGACCUUCACAGCGAUUAUCCCGGCAUACUACGAGGUGAACCGGCAAAUCAAGGGGCGACAAACCGCUGAUCUCGAUGCAGCCUUUGCAUUGCGUGAGCGGCUACUGGAGGCCCGCGCCACAGGCUGGCCAGCCUUGAGAGAGGAGUGGAUAGCCAUCAUGCAAAGCCCGCCGGAGGCGGGAACUGGACAUAAAGCUGCCACAGCCGAGGAAGCGGCCCGGAUUGCAGAUGCUGCUUGGGAAGCUGGAAUCCCUCAAAGAGCCAAGAUGGAGGCACGCCGCGCAGCCAGGCCUCCCAAGCGGAAGAGCGGAGAGGACUCUGCAGAAGUCACGCUCGAAGAAGCUGCUGCUGCUGUGAGCAAGGUCUUGAAGGCGUUCGUGGCGUUGGUGCCGCUGUCAACACGUCGCGGUGGGGUUCCCGCGGAGGUUCCCAAGCUCGCCCGGUGGAAGAACGUGAUGUCGGAGGAGUCCAAGGGUGAACGGCCUUUCCGUGCCAAGUGGAAUCGAAGAAUUUGGGGAUGA